UAUCAUUCCACGCAAUCUCAUUUCAUUUGUAGAGAUGAGGAAAUAACACGCUUCAAAACGACACCACCUGAGAACGCGAAAAGUUCUUUAGACAACAUGGUAGUGCAGAGAGAAGCAAUAAGCGAUCAAGUUGCAAGCAGAGACGCAUUGGACCGUAUACUAGUUACUGAAAAGCUAUCAGAAGAAGGUAUAAAGAUCUUAAGGAAAAGUUUCGAGGUGCACUUGAAGUACGACUUGUCCCCAGAAGAACUUCUACAAACUAUAGGAGAUUACGAAGCACUCAUUGUUCGGUCUGGGACAAAGGUAAAUAGAGAAUUACUGUCUACCGGUAAGCGGUUAAAAGUAGUUGGACGAGCAGGCGUUGGAGUUGACAACAUUGACCUGAAGACAGCAACAGAACGAGGUAUUUUGGUUGUCAAUGCACCAACGGGAAACUGUGUCGCAGCAGCUGAGCAUACCAUUGCCCACAUUUGUGCACUUUCAAGAUAUAUUGCCCAGGCAGACGCCAGCAUGAAGCAAGGAAAGUGGGAGAGAACUACUCUCGUUGGCUCCUCCUUGGAAGGAAAGACUUUAGGAGUUGUUGGUCUUGGACGCAUAGGAAGAGAGGUAGCUCGAAGGGCAAGAGGACUUGGAAUGAAAAUUAUAGCUCACGAUCCUUAUACUUCUGAAGAGACCGCAAGGAGUCUUGGCAUAAAGCUUGAAGCCUUGUCUGUCGUCGUAUCAAAAGGUGACUUUGUGACUUUGCACGUUCCUCUGAUAGAUAGUACAAAGAAUCUGCUGAAUCGUGAACUCAUAUCCAGGAUGAAGCCUGGUGCUCGAGUCUUGAAUAUUGCUAGAGGAGGUCUGAUUGACGAAGAGGCUUUACUCGAAGCGUUGGAAGAAGGAAGAAUAGCUGGUGCAGGACUUGACUGCUUCGUUACAGAGCCUCCAUCGAAAGUUCCAGAUAGCACUUCAAAUAGAUUGGCGAAGCAUCCAAAGGUUUUAGCCACUCCACACCUUGGAGCGUCUACUGUAGAGGCGCAGUUAGAUGUUUCUUUGGAAAUUGCAGAAGCUGUUUCUGCUGCGUUGCUUGGGGAACUUGUUCCUACUAUGGUAAACGCUCCUGUAGUAUCAUCUGAGGCUUUAUCACAUCUCAAACCGAGAGCUUUAUUGGCGGAACGUUUAGGUCGCUUAGCCUAUUCUUUUGCAAAUGGUAAUGUCUCGGGUGAAGUGACCAUUCGUUUCUCAUCAAGUGGCAAUGAAGGCGAAAAUCGUCUCAUUCGUGCUGGUCUGAUAAAAGGACUUAUGGAGCCAGGUUGUGACCACGUUAUCAAUGUAGUGAAUGCUGAUAACAUAAGUAAGGCACAUGGCCUGCAGGUCACCGAAGUAAAUCGCUUUUCGAAUAAGGAUGAGGACGCAAUUAUACUUGAGAUGAAAGGCUCUCCAUCUAUCGAAGGACGUGUUGUUGGCGGAAAACCUCACGUGACACGUAUCGGAGAUUUUGAGUUGGACCUUCUCUUGGAAGGACUUGUGCUUGCCUAUUAUCAGACCGAUAUGCCGGGCCAAAUUGGAAAAGUUGGUUCUAUACUUGGCCAAGCUAACGUGAAUAUAUCGUUUAUGACGCUUGGUAGACAUUUGCCAUCGAAAAAGGCAAUGGUUUUAUUGGGUCUAGACAAUGAACCGGACACAGCUACCUUGGAAAGAAUAAGAGUUCAGUUGGAGCUCGAAAGAAAACCGGUACUUUUGGAUUUAGACGGUCAUCAUGACUGAUAUAGCAUUUUGCCGACUAUAUAUAAAAGGAAUUGCUCUUUU
This is a messenger RNA of Galdieria sulphuraria, 1791 nucleotides long. Its product is annotated as D-3-phosphoglycerate dehydrogenase. Gene Ontology annotation, biological process: L-serine biosynthetic process. Bases 97 to 1749 code for a protein of 550 amino acids. Lineage: Eukaryota; Rhodophyta; Bangiophyceae; Galdieriales; Galdieriaceae. The transcript has 7 exons. Gene Ontology annotation, molecular function: NAD binding; phosphoglycerate dehydrogenase activity. The record is from RefSeq and is a predicted model, not a curated record.